GACUGAAGAUGGCCGCGGAUGGAGGCGCGCUGAAGGAUAUCAAUGAGAUUAAGUCUCAGUUUCGGACCCGCGAGGGAUUUUACAAGCUGCUCACCCUCUCCGACUCCCAGCAGCGGGCCGGGCUGCCGCGGGGGCCGGCCGGUGUCACGGCGGGCGCGGGCUCCAUCCCGGGCGGCGCUGCCGGUGUGGGGGGGCUGGUGCAGGGGCCCGGGGCCGCCGCCAACUCCUCCCCGGGGUUCCUGCCUCCAGUACGGGUGUCGAUGGUCAAGCUGAAGCCGGAGGACCCGAGCGAGGAGUCCGAGCGCGUGUGCUUCAACAUCGGCAGGGAACUCUACUUCUACACCUACACCAACAUCAAGAAGGCAGUGGAUCUCAGUAAGCCAAUAGACAAGCGCAUCUAUAAGGGCACUCAGCCCACGUGUCACGACUUCAACCAGUUCUCAGCGACGGCAGACAGCGUGGCCCUGAUCGUGGGCUUCUCUGCGGGGCAAGUGCAGUACCUAGACCCCAUCAAGAAGGAGACCAGCAAACUCUUCAACGAGGAGAGGCUGAUCGACAAAUCCAAGGUGACGUGUCUGAAGUGGCUGCCCAAGUCAGAGAAUCUGUUCCUGGCCUCGCACGCCAGCGGGCACCUGUACCUGUAUAACGUGGAGCAUCCGUGCGGCACCACGGCCCCACAGUACUGUCUGCUGCGGCAGGGCGAGGGCUUCUCCGUCUACUCCUGCAAGACCAAAACACCUCGUAACCCUUUACUACGCUGGGUCGUUGGAGAGGGCGGUCUGAACGAGUUCGCCUUUUCACCUGACGGCGUACAUGUAGCCUGCGUGGGUCAGGACGGCUGUCUGAGAGUCUUCCACUUCGACUCCAUGGAGCUGCAGGGCGUCAUGAAGAGCUACUUCGGCGGACUCCUCUGCGUCUCCUGGAGUCCCGACGGGAAAUAUCUGGCAACCGGCGGAGAAGAUGAUUUAGUGACUGUUUGGUCGUUCUCUGAGAGUCGUGUGGUCGCUCGAGGACACGGACACAAGUCUUGGGUGAAUGUGGUGGCGUUCGAUCCGUUCACCACCAAUCUGGAAGACGAGGAGCCGAUGGAGCUGAGCGGCAGCGAUGAGGAUCUCCAGCAGGGGGCUCUGCACUUCGGGCGUGUGCGAACUAGUAGUACGCUCUCACGACUAUCCAGACACAGCUCAAAAGGAGGAGCGGCGUCUGUUUCGUAUAGAUUCGGGUCUGUGGGACAGGAUACGCAGUUUUGUUUGUGGGAUCUAACAGAUGAUGUUUUAUAUCCGCGACUUCCGCUCUCUAGAGCGCUCACGAAUACGUUCGGUCCGACGGUUGCCACGUCUAACAGUGGCAGUGUUGUUGAAGGACAUCAUCAUCCGUCUAUCCAGACGGCAUCUACGCUGCCGUUGCCUUUACCGCGCUCGCUGUCGCGCUCAAACUCCCUGCCGCAUCCUGCAGUGGCUAACACCUCCAAAAGCCAGGGGGCGCCAGAGAGUGCGGGAACAGUUAGCAGCAGCGGAACUGUCACGCCGUUCAGCAUCGGCCGCUUCGCCACGCUGUCCUUACAAGAGCGUAAAUCAGACAAAUCCGGCGUGGGCGGGGAAAAGGAGCACAAGCGCUAUCACAGCCUGGGGAACAUCAGCAAGAGCAACGAUAAGAUUAACGUAGCGCCGCGCAGCAGCCGGCUAGAUGGCGCUAAAGUGCUGGGCACUACGCUGUGCCCACGCAUGAACGAGGUGCCGCUGCUGGAGCCGCUGGUGUGUAAGAAGAUAGCCCACGAGCGGCUCACUGUCCUGGUGUUCAUGAACGACUGCAUCAUCACCGCCUGCCAGGAGGGGCUCAUCUGCACAUGGGCGCGACCUGGGAAAACGCAUGCAUCUCAGCCGUUAUCAGCACAGAAUGGGAAUUCUCCCAGCGGGACCGUGGUAUAACCCACUGAACACGGGACCAUGAUGCACUGCUGCAGACGGACCACACCCUUCCUUAGCCAAUAACAGCGCAGAAGCCACGGCCAUCCUGUUUUUUAUUUAUUUAUUGGAUCAUCGAGACUUUAGCGUAUAUUUCUAUUGUACAUAGUGUUCAGACUACUCUAUAAUGUAUUGAACAGUUAAUAUAUGGAGAUCCUAUAUUGUACAUAUAUAUGGUGACUGAUGCGUUGAAUGUUUUUAGCGACUGAGGGUUUGUUGUUGUUGUUGUGUGCUGGUGCUUCACAAGCUGACGGGGCAAAGUGACGUAGGUUUACCUGAUGUGCGUUCAGCGAGGUCAGUGCUGUCUAGAAAUGGUGCAGGCAGGGUAUCGGAGAGAUUUUAUAUAUAUAUGUGUAUUUAACAUUUACUGAUGAGCAAACACACCAUCGCUGAAGGAUAUCAGACGUUUGCGCCAUUCUCAUAUGACUGUUUAGAGUCGUCGGAGAUCUCUUAAACACUAGUCUAGCGAAGCUUGAUUUCACCACUGAAUAAAUUGAAUGAACAUUGCAAGCUUUUGUGUUACAGGUGGAGCUUUGUUUAAGUGCAGUUCUGAGAUGAAUACAAGAAAAAAUGAGGAGGGAGGAGAGAUCUGCAGAGAAUUUGGAGGAAAACAAAACAAUAUAUAUAUAUAAGAUGAAAAAACUUUGAAGAAAAGGUGGCAUGGUGGCUUAGUGGUGUCACACUGUGGCCUCACAGCAAGAAGGUCGCUGGUUUGAGUUCCGGAUUGGUCAGUUGGUGUUUCUGUGUGGAGUUUGCAUGUUCUCCCUGUGUUGGCGUGGGUUUCCUUCAGGUGCUCCGGUUUCCAAACACAUGUACUAUAGGGGAACUGAUCAACUAAAUUGGCCGUAGUGUGUGUAUGGGUGUUUCCCAGUA
Danio aesculapii is the source of this 2837-nucleotide messenger RNA. RefSeq names its product WD repeat-containing protein 20. NCBI's taxonomy places the organism in Eukaryota, Metazoa, Chordata, Actinopteri, Cypriniformes, Danionidae. Gene Ontology annotation, molecular function: protein binding. The record is from RefSeq and is a predicted model, not a curated record.